Cynoglossus semilaevis (tongue sole) is the source of this 1844-nucleotide messenger RNA. It is a transcript of the gene pcmt1, whose product is annotated as protein-L-isoaspartate (D-aspartate) O-methyltransferase. Gene Ontology annotation, biological process: protein modification process. Gene Ontology annotation, cellular component: cytoplasm. Lineage: Eukaryota; Metazoa; Chordata; Actinopteri; Pleuronectiformes; Cynoglossidae. The transcript is spliced from 8 exons. The record is from RefSeq and is a predicted model, not a curated record. Gene Ontology annotation, molecular function: protein-L-isoaspartate (D-aspartate) O-methyltransferase activity. The coding region runs from base 220 to 1083 and encodes 287 amino acids.
UCACUUUUAUUCAAUAUUUAAGGCUACCACUAAUAGGUGUGUUUAGCGCUAUCUAGCGGCCACCGCGUUACAGCACCAAAUCUGAAAAUAGUCUGAUUGAGGACUGUGCAGUUUAUGCCCUUUCCUUCAUUUUGUUUUUCGUGUAUGUCCCAAACUUAGCUAUUUAUUGUGCAGCACACCACGCCCCCGCGGUGCGUACCGCAGUGGAACCACCUCUUGAUGUCCGGUGACGUUCCUGCCGCUCCGCAGCCACAACCUCAGCAGCAGCAGCCGUCUCUUUUGGAAGUUGCCAGCUUCCUCGCUAAAACAUUCGGCGCAGGCGCGGCACUGACAGCUGCUGUCUACUUGCUCCGCAGAGUCUGCUUAAUAAUGGCCUGGAAAUCCGGAGGAGCCAGCCACGCAGAGCUUGUCAACAACCUCCGCAAAAAUGGCAUUAUCAAAACGGACAAGGUCUAUGAAGUGAUGCUGGCCACAGACCGCUCUCAUUUCUCUAGAUGUAACCCUUACAUGGACUCGCCCCAGUCAAUAGGUUAUCAAGCAACUAUCAGCGCCCCACACAUGCAUGCCUAUGCACUGGAGCUUCUCCAUGACCAGCUGCACGAAGGAGCCAAAGCUCUGGACGUGGGCUCGGGCAGUGGGAUUCUGUCUGUCUGCUUUGCACGUAUGGUAGGACCUCGAGGAAAAGUCAUAGGAAUUGAUCAUAUUAAGGAGCUGGUGGACGAUUCUAUAAACAAUGUGAACAAAGAUGAUCCCAGUUUGAUAACAUCAGGUCGAGUCACACUCAUUGUGGGAGACGGUAGAAAUGGCUACAAAGAGGAGGCGCCGUACGACGCCAUCCACGUGGGAGCAGCAGCACCCAACGUCCCCAAAGCUCUCCUGGAGCAGCUGAAGCCCGGCGGUCGCCUCAUUCUCCCUGUGGGUCCGGCGGGAGGAAACCAGAUGCUGGAGCAGUACGACAAGCUGGAGGACGGCAGCACCAAGAUGAAGCCCUUGAUGGGGGGACGAACUUUGAAGAAAAAUAGUCCACCAUCCACCGUUAGAAAUCUUGAACCUGGAGGAGGAAACGCACAUGAGGGGGGGUGACGGUGACACAUAACAAAAACAUGCUCUUUUUGUUUAAGUCGAACACGGACGGACUGACGAGAGAAACCACACUAACGUCGGCGCGGAGCAGCUGGAAGACGAAGGCUUGAAGCUCUGUGCAGGAGAAAUGCAGAGUGUUCAGUGUUUUUUUUUCUGCAGGUGUGCUUUUUUGUUCUAUUUUUAACUGCUGGAUGUUUUUUCCAUCAGCCAUUUUUUUUUACAGCCACAUUUACACAGAACAUUUCAGCAGCGUUAAAGCUGAGUGUAGGAGUCAUGACGACGCAGGACAGCGUGGAAGAGGCGGGACUUGAUGGAUUCACCUACUGACAGUAUUAGGCACACACACACAUAAACAACAAUGGCUGAUGUAAUUCACAUACAUAUGCUAUUUAAUAUGCAGCACAUACUUGAGCAUUAGUCCAAAGAGAGCAGAGCACUAAAAAGACAGGCUGCGCUUUCUCCACCUGCUGAUGUGCUGCUUUCAGAUUUGAUUUUUUGUUUGUUUUUCCUCCAUUAACGUCUCAUGUACAGUCUUCUCUGGUGGCUCAUUAAAAUAAGAAAAAGUGGGAAAAAAAAAAGUCACUGCUUUGCCAAAAUAGCAAAACGAAUGUGUGUUUUCAUGGGGGAAAAAAUAAGAAUUCAAUCAAAAAAAGCUACAGAAAAUUAAGAUAAAAAGAAAAACAAACACUUUAUUUUGGGGUGAAGUUAGUGAUGGAUGACUUCUGUCGUUUACAGGCAAAUUAAAUAGAAAGAUAGGCUUA